Molecule: messenger RNA, 9918 nt
Organism: Pungitius pungitius (ninespine stickleback)
Lineage: Eukaryota; Metazoa; Chordata; Actinopteri; Perciformes; Gasterosteidae
Gene: nav2a
Product: neuron navigator 2a
Exons: 40
Coding region: 10-7500 (2496 amino acids)
Biological process (GO): nervous system development; neurogenesis
Molecular function (GO): protein binding; ATP hydrolysis activity
Source: RefSeq, a predicted model, not a curated record
GGAGAAAAGAUGCCAGCCAUCCUGGUGGCCUCAAAGAUGAAGUCAGGACUCCCCAAACCGGUGCACAGCGCCCGGCCCAUCCCGCAGACCCACAGCCGGCCGCCGGCUCCGGCUCCAGCUCUGCUCCCGGCGCCCAUCAAGGCCGCCGCCGCCUCAGGGUCGGAGGAGGGAGAAGACUCUCAGAUCUACACGGACUGGGCCAACCACUACCUCGCCAAGUCGGGACACAAGCGCCUGAUCAAGGACCUGCAGACGGACGUGGCGGACGGCGUGCUGCUGGCGGAGAUCAUUCAGGUCGUGGCCAACGAGAGGAUCGGCGACAUCAAUGGCUGUCCCAAGAGCCGCUCUCAGAUGAUUGAGAACAUCGACGCCUGCCUCAGUUUCCUGGCAGCCAAAGGAGUCAACAUCCAGGGACUGUCUUCAGAGGAGAUCCGGAAUGGUAAUCUGAAAGCCAUCCUCGGCCUCUUCUUCAGCUUGUCCCGCUACAAGCAGCAGCAGCAGCAGCAGCAUCAGCAGCAUCAGCAUCAUCAGCAGCAGCCUCACGGCCAGCGCCAGAAGUCCCAGCCGUCCCUCCCGCCCAGCGCCCGGACGCAGGGCUCGCACCCCCCCCUGAGCCAGCAGAGCAGCGCCCCGGCCCUGCUCGGCCACUCUACGCAUGGGCCUCCCGCCCUCGCGGCCCCGAAAGCAGCGCAGGCCGAGAUGCAGUCCAGGGAUGGCUCUCAGAGUAAACUGCUCAAGUUUUCCCUCGGCCAGAAAAAGACCUCUAGACUUCCCGGCCCCUCGGCGAGGGUGUCCACUGCCGGCGGGGACAUCCCUCCAAGAGGCUCGGUCAGCGCUGCCGGGAACAGACGCAGCCAGGGCUUCAGUGACAAGACCAAAGCCAACGCACACCUGAACAAAGAUUCCUCCGAGGCCAAGACGUCACAGCCUUCGGUGAUGACUGAGCACCCUCCUUCGUCUGCAGUGACCGUCGGCUCCUCCACCAGCAUCCCCGCCGCUACCUCCGCUCAGAUCCCUCCGCCGUCUUCGUCGUCCUCGUCCUCCUCCUCCACGGCCAUUCCCCAGCCCAACGGCAGCGGCAAGCCCUGGAGGAGCAAGUCAGUGAGCUCGAAGCACACCUCCCCUCCUCCCUCCUCCACCAGCUGCCCCGCCUCGGCCAUGAUGUCCGUCAAGCAGGAGAAGGACGCCUCCAGCAAGGCUGAGGCUCCCCCAAAGGUUGUCGCUCAGAGGUCAAUGCUGGAGAAGCUCAAGCUCUUCAACAGUAAAGGAGGCUCCAAAUCUUCCACAGCCUCCAACGGAGCGGGGGCCCAGACCGACGGCGCCGCCUUAGCCAGGCAGCUCGCGGCGGCGCAGGUGGAGAGGGCCGAGGCCGGCUCCAACACCGAGCCCCUGGAGGAGGAGGACGGCAACGCCCGGCCGGGGCCGAACGGCACCAGCAACGGGACGUCCCACUCGGCGGCUCCCCCGGCAGGAACGACUGUCUCCACCACCGCCAGCAGCCCCAAGAUCGCCCUCAGGGGCAUCGCCCAGCGCACUUUCAGCAGAGCUCUGACCGCCAAGAAGGGCUCUAUCAAGAGCACGGAGAAGGACAAGGACAAGGGGAAGGAGAAAGGGAAGGAGGCGGGGAAACGCAUCUCGGCCCCCGACCGGACGGAGCUCAGGGGGGACGAGCUCAAGGAGGAAGUAGCACCCGUUGCCGUAGACGCGGACGGCGCAAACAAAAGGACCUCUAAAAUCACCAGCUUCAUCCCCAAGGGCGGCAAGGCGGCCAAGAAGGAGAGUUCCACCCCUGCACACAGCGGAAUACCAAAGCCAGGAGGCAAAGUCCAGGGAGUCGGCGGGAAGGCCUCCUCAGCGAAGGAGGCAGGGGAGCGCCCCCGCAGCAUGCGACUAGCCAUGCACCGCGGCCCGCUGGACAGAGACCGGGACCGGGACAGCAGACACUCCAGCUCCACCUCCAGCCUGGCGUCCACAGAGGGAAAGACCAGCGCGGCGGGAGGAGGCACCACGCAGAGCACAGCCAGCAACACCAUCAGCGUGCAGCUACCUCAGACCCAACAGCACCACAGCCACCCCAACACGGCCACCGUCGCACCUUUCAUGUACAGAUCCCAAACAGACGGCGAGGAAACCGGGAACUCUUGCGGAGAUGGUUCCUUCACCAAGACCAGCCAGCUGUCCACCGAGGACCUUUCAGGCGAGGACCCGGAGACGAGGCGCUUGCGUACAGUCAAAAACAUAGCGGACCUGCGGCAAAACCUGGAGGAGACCAUGUCCAGCCUGCGAGGAACUCAGGUCACACACAGCACCUUGGAAACCACCUUCGAUGGCAGCGUCACCACAGACGUCAGCGGAGGGGGCAGCGGGGGCGGCGGCAGCAACAACAACAACUGCGGAGGCGGCCGGAGCAUCCUCAGCCUCACUUCCAGCCGCCCAUCCCUGUCGUCAUGGCGACUGGGCCACUCCAGCCCUCGCCUGCAGGCCGGCGACGCCCCGUCCAUGGGGAACAGCUACGGCGGCCGGGCGGCAGGCGGACCAGCGGGGCGCUACCUUUACCCGGGGCAUCUCCGGCGGCAGCUGGCCGGCAGGGGGGGCAGCGUGGACCUCGGGGACAGAGCUGGGGAGGACAUUGACCUGGACAACAUCGCAGUGGACGUCACCGGAUACAUGAGCGAUGGAGACGUGCUGAGCAAGAACGCCGCACGCGCCGAUGAUGUCGCCAGCGGCUACAUGACUGACGGCAGUUUGGGUCUGUACACUCGGCGCCUGAACCGGCUGCCCGACGGCAUGGCCUCCGUGAGAGAGACGCUGCAUCGGAACGCGUCGUCGGGGCAGGGAGACGCUGACAGCUGGGAUGACAGCAGCUCUGUGAGCAGCGGCAUCAGCGACAACAUCGACACAGAUGACAUCAACACCAGCUCCUCCAUCUCCUCCUACGCCAACACACCCGCGGCCCAGCGCAAGGGUCUCAACGCGCAGCCUGUGACAGAUGCAGAGAAGCACUCGGCCUCCGCUGUGGUGCACCAGGCCUGGUCGGGAGACGAGGUGAAGAGGCCGAACGGCGGGUCGGACAGCAGAGCCAGGAUGGAGUCGGGCUCCAAGUGGAGCCGCCGGAACCCCUCCGACAUCUCCGACGAGUCCGACAAGGGCGGCUCGGGGAGGAAGACCCCCUCCGUGUCCCACACGGGCUCCUGGAGGCGAGGCAUGAGCACUCAGGUGGGGGUGACGUCCCCCAGGACUAAAAGCACCAGCAGCACGGGCUCCACAAACUCCGGUGGCCUCAAGACCCACAGUUCAGGUAAGACGGAUGACGUCAAAGUGUCAGAAAAGGGUUGUCUCUCUGCUCGUCCCAACGGCCUUCACCGCUCGCCGUCGGACGCGGGGCGCAGCAGCGGCGACGAGGCGAAGAAGCAGACGACCCCCACCGGCCGCGCGUCGUCGUCAACGACGACGAGUGCCCUCGCGCACGCCGCCUCAGAGCCCCACCCGCAGACGCACUCGCACACCUCGCGCACCCCUACCAGCACCUUCGGCUUCAAGAAGCAGGGCCACGGGAUGGUGACCAUGGUCACUGCCAGCGGCGCCACCAUCACCAGCGGCUCGGCCACCCUGGGCAAGAUGCCCAAAUCCGGGGCGCGCCCGCUCGCGGUGGGGCUGAAAGCCGGCGGGCAGGACGGCGCGUCGAUGCUGGGUCACCACGACGACGGUUUCCUCCCCAUGAGCGCCCGCUCCACGCUGCAGUACCGCAGCCUGCCGAGGCCGAGCCGCGCGGGGGGGGCGGCCGCCCGCAGCGGGAACCGCUGCUCCACCAGCAGCAUCGAGGCCGCCGUGCUCUCCGUCACCACUCACGGGAAAAACCCAGUCGGCCUGACCAAGGCCAACGGCCCGGGGGGCCCGCUGGCCAAUCAGACGGACCGGGAGAAGGGCGUCUCUGAGGUGGACAACCUGAGGGGCGGAGCCGCGAUGCAGGGCGGAGGAGCAGCGACAGGAAGACAGCAGGUUUCUUCACCCACACUGCGCAGACUGUUUGGUGGGAAGCCCUGUAAACAGGCUCCGGUCACCACCAGUGAAAACAUGAAGAACUCCACUGUUAUCUCCAACCCCCACGCCACCAUGAACCACGUGGGCACGGUGCUGGAGUCCCCCGACGCAGGGCUGGGCGGCGUGGACAGCGAGACCAGCAGCCCGCUGUUUGGAGGCAGAGUGCAGGGAUUGGGGACGCUGGGCAGCGAGCAGGCCUCCAGUCCCGGCUCGGUCUACUCCUCCACCGGCCCCUCCAACAGCCUGACGUGGGGCACCACCUUCAGCAGCUCCUCCGCCCAGAGCAGGGAGAGCACGCUGGGCGGGCACGGCGGGGCGAGCAGCAUGGGGUACCCCUCCGUCAGCAGCAUGCACACCAGCAGCGAGUCCAUCGACAUGAGCCUGGGCAGCGGCUGCCACGCCGGCCACAAGGAGGACACCCUGUCGGCGCUGGGACGCGCCGGCAGCACCAAGGCCGGGAUGUCUGAGAGUCCCCUCUCCUCUCCCUCCGCUAGCCCUUUAUUCAGCCGAAACACGCUGCCUCGGAAGCAGGACAGCGGGCCACACUGUGGUAGAAACACUCUGCCUAAGAAAGGAUUCAGGUACGGCCCGUCCCCACAGAUGAGAAGCCACGAGGAGGCCCGUGACUGGCUGCGCUCCCACUCCACCAGCGGGCUGCAGGAAUCGGCCAGUAACUCCCCGUUCUCCCCCAGCUCCAGCAUCACCUCCCCCUCUGGCACCCGCUUCAACUUCGGACAGCUCGCAUCCAGCCCCACCUCGGCAGCUCAGAUCAACCUCACUGGCCUGCGCAAUAACAGCCUGACCAAUCAGGAAGUCCCCUUUGACCCCUGCAGCGACAACCGGCUGAGAAACUCCUGCAUGUCGCUGGACGAGAAGACUCGCACCAUGAGCCGAUCGGGCUCCUUCAGGGACGGCUUCGAGGAAGUUCAUGGGUCUUCCCUUUCUCUGGUCUCCAGCACUUCUUCCAUUUACUCCACGAACGAGGAGAAGUCUCAGUCGGAGAUCCGCAAACUGCGUCGGGAGCUGGACGCCUCCCAGGAAAAGGUUUCCGCCCUGACGACACAGCUGAGUGCCAAUGCUCACCUGGUGGCGGCGUUUGAACAGAGUCUGGGGAACAUGACCAUCCGGCUGAAGAGCCUCACCUUGACGGCGGAGCAGAAGGACUCUGAGCUCAACGAGUUGAGGAAGACCAUCGAGCUGCUGAAGAGGCAGAAUGCUGUGGCCCAGGCAGCCAUCAACGGGGUGAUUAACACACCUGAACUCACGCACAAAGGGGACAGGACAGCGGGCAGCAACGGCAGUCCGCAGCAGCAGCAGAACCAGCAGAACCAGCAGCCCGACCUGCGCAUCAGGAGGCAGCACUCCUCCGACAGCGUCAGCAGCGUCGCCAGCGCCACCAGCCACUCCAGCGUGGGCUCCAACAUGGACGCCGAUGCGAAAAACAAGAAGAAGAACAAGAAGAACUGGCUGCGGAGCUCCUUCAAACAAGCGUUCAGCAAGAAGAAAUCUCCCAAGUCGGCCUCCUCCCACUCCGACAUCGAGGAGAUGACGGACUCGUCGCUGCCGUCGUCCCCCAAGCUCCCCCACAACGGCACGGCGGGCAACAGCCACGCGCUGAGGAACACGCACUCCGGCUCGCUGUUGUCCGAGUGUCUGGACAGCGAGGCGGAGACGGUGAUGCAGCUGCGCAGCGAGCUCAGGGAGAAGGAGAUGAAGCUGACGGACAUUCGGCUGGAGGCCCUCAGCUCGGCUCACCAGCUGGACCAGCUCAGGGAGGCCAUGAACCGCAUGCAGGGGGAGAUCGAGAAGCUGAAGACGGAGAACGACCGCCUGAAGGUGGAGAAUCGGGGCAGCAAGAUGGGCUCCCAGGCCUCCGUCUCCUCGCCUCCUCCCCACCACACACAGAGCCAGGCUCAGGCCAGCGGGCCGGGUCUCUCGCAGCACAGCCUCAACCUCACCACCAGCGAGUCCACCAGCCUGGACAUGCUGCUGGACGACACCUGCGGAGACGGAGGGACGAGGAAGGAGGGGCGGCACGUGAAGAUGGUGGUCAGCCUGGGCGAGGACAGCAAGUGGGGAGAGGAGGGCCGGCCGCGUCACUUUCUCAUCGGUUGCAUCGGAGUGAGUGGUAAAACCAAGUGGGACGUCCUGGACGGAGUCGUCCGCCGCCUUUUCAAGGAGUACGUCACCCACGUGGACCCGGUGAACCAGCUGGGCCUGACCUCCGACAGCGUGGCAGGAUACCACAUCGGCGACAUCCACCGGCCCAGCGUCCCCAAGGCCGCCCACACGCCUGAGCUGCUGCCCUGCGGCUACCUGGUGGGAGACAGCGACACCAUCAACAUCCGGCUCAAAGGUGUGAGCGGUAUGAACGUGGACUCGCUGGUGUUCGACACGCUGAUCCCGAAGCCGAUGCUGCAGCGCUACGUCUCCCUGCUGAGGGAGCACCGGCGCGUCAUCCUGUCGGGCCCCAGCGGCACGGGGAAGACCUUCCUGGCCAAUCAGCUGUCUCGGCACCUGCUGCUGCUGGAGGGCCGACCUUUGACCCCGCAAGCUGUCGUCACUUUCAACGUGGACCACAAGUCCAGCAAGGAGUUGCGUCAGUACCUGUCGGGUUUGGCCGAGCAGUGCAGCGGCGUCCCGGGGGCGGACGGCCCCCUGGUGGUCAUUCUGGACAACCUGCACCACGUCAGCUCGCUGGGAGAGAUCUUCAACGGCGUCUUCAACUGCAACUACCAGAACUGCCCCUACAUCAUCGGCACCAUGAGCCAAGCCACGUCAUCGGCCCCCAACCUGCAGCUCCACCACAACUUCAGGUGGGUGCUGUGCGCCAACCACGUGGAGCCGGUGAAAGGCUUCCUCGGCCGCUACCUGAGGAGGAAGCUGAUCGAGACGGAGAUCGGCAGCCGGACGCGCAGCGCGGAGCUGGUGAGGAUCAUCGACUGGAUCCCGCGGGUCUGGCACCACCUCAACCGCUUCCUGGAGACGCACAGCUCCUCCGACGUCACCAUCGGUCCUCGCCUCUUCUUGUCCUGUCCCAUGGACGUGGAGGGAUCCAGGGUUUGGUUCACUGACCUGUGGAACUACUCCAUCAUCCCCUACAUGCUGGAGGCCGUGCGGGAGGGACUGCAGCUGUACGGCCGCAGGGCGGCGUGGGAGGAUCCCGCUGCCUGGGUUAUUGACACCUACCCGUGGUCGGCCACGUCCACUCCGGCCGACUGGCCGCCGCUGCUGCAGCUCCGCCCCGAGGACGUGGGCUUCGAUGGCUACUCGGCCCCGAGGGAAGGAGUCCGGAAAGAGCCCCCACAGAGCGACAGCGACGCAGACCCACUGAUGAACAUGCUGAUGCGCCUGAAGGAGGCGGCGACGUCAUCGAGCCCGCAGAGCUACGACAGCGACUCCAACAGCAACGGUCACCACGACGACCUGCUGGACACUUCGCUGGAGUCGACCUUGUGACGUCACACUGGGGGGGGGGGGGGGGUGUGGUUUUCGGAGGAGCGUUUUGGGAGAACUGUGGGAAUAUCCUCCCCAGGGUCAAAUGUCGCGACACAAAAUCCAGCCACCUUAAUUUGGGUGCAGGUAACCCAAAUAUUUAAAAAGCCAGAGAGAAAAAAAAAGGUUUCUACUGCACUGCGCUGUUUAUUUUUUAUUCUUUUUUUUUUUUAUUUUCACCGCUGUGGCCAGUGGCUCCUCUGAGCCGGACUUCUACUCCAGACAGACAGAAUAAAAGCACACCGCCAUCAUUCCCGUCCUCGGCACGUCGUCCUUUUCGACCCCCCCCUCCCAGCCCCCGCAAGCCCCCCGGCUGCGGUGGGCCCGAGCCGCCUGCAGGUGGCGGCAGAGACGCCGCGUCUCCUGAGCAUCAGUGAGCCGGACCUGCGAGCCGCUGGGAACCCGAUGCUGCUUCUGCUCGGAGGGACGAGCGGCACAGCAGCCCCCCCCGCUCUUCUUCCUCCUCUGUUGCUAAAAGCCGCUUUUUGUGGGAGGCGCAGGAAUAAAUCGAGGUGCAAAGUGAAUGUUGAGUGCCAAUGCACAGCCUUUCAAUCCCUCUAAAAACUUCUCCGAGGGAUUGUUCAUUAAUACAUCCCAAGCUCAUGUAACCAAUGUGAAUCAACAGAAGGUUCUGGAGAGCACAAAUUAAAAAAGCUCCAAUCAGAUACACAUCUUAGUGAUUUAGAGUCAAAACCUUGGAUGCAAACAGAGGAGAACGGGUGUUAAUAAAUGCAAAUCAUUAAUAUAAACGUGAGAAGAAGUUGGUCAACAUUGUGGCCCCAUUGUAUGAGCACCAGGACAAUUUGAAAGUCCAAAUGUUCUCGGCAUCAGAUGGCACCUCAGUGGUUACAUCCUGUCUGAGAAAGUGUUGUUCUACCAACAGUCCCUCGAGAGGAUACUAGUAACAUGUUGCAAAUAUAACAAACACUGCUGUAAACAAUGACACUAAACAUCUAAGACCUAUUUUCUAAAAACAAGACAAAUGAAGGAGAAAAUCUAGUUGACUAAAUCCCAGUUUCAGUAGGAAAAGGCACUCAGCGGAGGAAUAAACAUUCACCGUGGCUUGAUUUAUCCGUUGAACUUCACCGCGUUGGUCAUAACUUCCUUUGCCUUCCGUGUCGCAACUUUUAUGUGUGACUUCACACUUUUGACUACUUCACCGUCCUUGUAGAUCUCCAUGCGCAUCGGCCCCAACCGGCUGCUGUGGCACAAAUGUCUUUGGUGCUGGACUGAAUUCAAACAAUGCCUUACUCUUUUCUAACAGACUUUGUGCAUUAGCAGAUUUUUUUUGUUUUUUUUCUAUUUUGUCUAAAUGGCUGUAACGUAAAACAGGGCUCCGAGUCGACCCUCUCCUCGAAGCACGAGAAGCGGUACUUUGGCUUUCAAAUGGAGGCGAAUGCAUGCGUAACCCAGUGCUGUGACGGUGGCGUAAAGAUUGGGACCACUGGCUGGAAAUGAAUAAAUAUAUAAAUAUAUAUAUAUUGAUGUGUUUUUGGUGCUCGAAAUGCAAACGUUUUGCAGGUUGACUUGCGUGAGGGAGGUUGAAGACGAUGUGUUUGAUGUCAUACCUCAUCCCCAUCCUCUCACUGUGCUUUCGUCACGCUCAUAAUUCUGUUUUAUGUGAUUUGUGAUGAAAAAAAAAAAACUGUCCUAUCAAACAUGUUCAACUAAUUAAGUGAAAACUAGUGUAUAUGCUGCUUUGUUCAUAGUGAUAUAAUGAAUCGAGAGGUUAAAAUUAUAAAGGUACUUUGGUGGUUUGAAUGAUAUCGUAAAACAGUUUGACUUUAUUUCUGUGGCUUGAAAUGUAAAGAAUAUCGUACUUUUUGUUGUCUUUGAACCUCGGGCGCCGUGUCAUCCGGCUUUCGGCGUUUUUACUCACAGAUCCUAUGCAACAUUCAUCCUGACCUCCGACCGGGAGGUUUCAGCGCAGCCGAAGCUUCCAGCUCGUUGGCACUCCUCAGACCCUUUGUGCGCUUUGUGCACGUGUCUGCGUGGAUGUUUCGAGGGGCUCCUGCUGCGGUGCCUGCGAGCACAAAAAGGGACAGAUCCUCACUUUGUGUCCGGUAACGUCUGCUCUAAGAGGUGCGGAUGUUGUGAAAGCAUUUUGACCAGUCUGUCGGUUUAUUACUCACAAACUCAAUGAAUGUUAAGCCUUCUUUGUACAUUUUUUUUAUGUAACAUGACCCUGUAAAUAGUUAAUUAUCUGACAGCAUUUUGAUGACUUUUUCUAGCUGAUUUGUUACAGUACUUGAAAAGGAGUAUUUUGUGUACGGUCUCUUUACAUCAGGGGCAGAUUGAUGCAGUUCGUCAUCACGGCUCUGUCAAGGACUGACUGUACUAGUCUUAAGUUAUUGUGAUUCAAUAAAAUUUCUGAUUAUUUAU